ACAGAAAAAAAGAAGGAAAAACAUCAAGGACAAAGAGAGAAAAAAGAGGACCCUCAUUCUAGUGAUCAAAACCCACAAUCUCAAGCAUCACCUUCACCUUCUCCCCAACCCUCUGCACAGAUUCUCCCAACACACAGGCAGACCCCAGAAGUCAAGAGCUCUGCUCCAGGCAAAAGCUUGAAGAGAUUGUCAACAGUUGAAAAAUCACAUAGUGCAUGGGAAAGUUCAGAAGAUAGUCGUAAUAAAUUAGUAAGGGCAACUUCCGCAUCAAAAUUGAUACCCAAAAGUGGCAAGAAUGCAGACAAACACAAAGAUGUCAUCGUCAGCCAAGAAGGCGAGUAUAUCAAGAUGUUCAUGCGGGGACGGCCCAUCACAAUGUUUCUUCCUUCAGAUGUUGACAAAUAUUACGAAAUCAAGACAGAGCUGCCCCCUGAGAAAUUAAAACUGGAGUGGGUAUACGGUUAUCGUGGCAGGGACUGUCGAGCUAAUGUUUACCUCUUACCUACUGGAGAAAUAGUAUAUUUCAUAGCAUCCGUGGUAAUACUGUUUAAUUAUGAAGAGCGGACUCAACGUCAUUACUUGGGUCAUACAGAUUGUGUUAAAUGCCUUGCUGUUCAUCCAGACAAAAUCAGGAUUGCAACUGGACAGAUAGCUGGAGUAGAUAAAGAUGGAAGACCUUUGCAGCCCCAUGUUAGAGUAUGGGAUUCAGUGAGCCUGAUGACUCUACAAGUUAUUGGCCUUGGGACUUUUGAACGUGGAGUGGGAUGUCUGGACUUUUCAAAAGCAGAUUCAGGUACCCAUUUGUGUGUGAUUGAUGAUUCUAAUGAACACAUGCUGACUGUUUGGGACUGGCAGAAGAAAUCAAAAGUAGCAGAGAUAAAGACUACAAAUGAAGUUGUCCUGGCAGUAGCAUUCCACCCAACUGAUAAAGAUACAAUAAUAACAUCUGGCAAAUCUCAUAUCUUUUUCUGGACUUGGAGUACAAAUUCAUUAACAAGGAAACAAGGAAUAUUUGGGAAAUAUGACAAACCCAAAUUUGUUCAGUGCUUAGCAUUUUUAGGCAAUGGAGAAGUUCUCACUGGUGAUUCAGGUGGGAUAUUGCUUAUAUGGAGCAAAACUACUGUAGAAGGUACAUCAGGAAAAGGAGCAAAAGGUGUGUAUCAAAUCAGCAAACAAAUCAAAGCUCACGAUGGCAGUGUGUUCACACUCUGUCAAAUGAGGAAUGGGAUGCUGCUAACUGGAGGUGGGAAAGAUAGAAAAAUCAUUUUGUGGGAUCAUGACUUGAAUGCUGAAAGGGAAAUAGAGGUUCCUGAUCAGUAUGGGACAAUCAGAGCUGUGGCAGAAGGCAAAGCUGAUCAAUUUAUUCUUGGUACAUCAAGGAAUUUUAUUUUGCGUGGAACGUUUAAUGAUGGUUUCCAAGUGGAAGUUCAGGGCCACACAGAUGAACUCUGGGGCCUGGGAACACAUCCGUUCAAAGAUCUGUUCUUAACAUGUGCUCAAGAUCGUCAAGUUUGUAUGUGGAACUCAGUGGACCACACUCUUGAAUGGACCAGGCUACUAGAUGAACCAGGACAUUGUGCUGACUUCCAUCCAAGUGGUACAGUGGUAGCAAUAGGAACACACUCAGGAAGGUAAAAAUGUUGUAAUGCUUUUCUUCAGGCAAAAGCAAAGAUAAUCC
Python bivittatus (Burmese python) is the source of this 1678-nucleotide messenger RNA. NCBI's taxonomy places the organism in Eukaryota, Metazoa, Chordata, Lepidosauria, Squamata, Pythonidae. The record is from RefSeq and is a predicted model, not a curated record.